Molecule: messenger RNA, 1554 nt
Organism: Lodderomyces pseudojiufengensis
Lineage: Eukaryota; Fungi; Ascomycota; Pichiomycetes; Serinales; Debaryomycetaceae
Product: MFS transporter
Exons: 1
Coding region: 1-1554 (517 amino acids)
Biological process (GO): transmembrane transport
Molecular function (GO): transmembrane transporter activity
Source: RefSeq, a predicted model, not a curated record
AUGAGUAAUAAUAAUCCAACUGUAUUGGAACAAUUACGAGGAUUUCCAGUAUUUCAAAUGAUUAUAAUAAUGUUAUUAAGAUUAUCAGAACCAAUAGCAUUUUCAAGUUUUUUAAGUUAUAUAUUUUUUAUGAUUAAAAGUUUUCGAAUAACAAAAAAUGAUGCAGAAGUUUCAAGAUAUUCUGGAUAUUUAGCUUCAGCUUUUUCAUUAAGUCAAUUUUUUAGUUCUGUACCAUGGGGAAUAGCAUCUGAUAAAUUUGGUAGAAAACCCUCGAUUUUAUUUGGUUGUAUGGGUACAGCUUUUUCAAUGAUAUUAUUUGGAUUCAGUAAGAAUUUUACAUUAGCUUUUAUUUCAAGAAUUUUAAUGGGUUUAUUAAAUGGUAAUGUACCAAUAAUGAGAACUACUGUGGGGGAAAUAGCAGUUGAAAAAAGACAUCAAGGUAUAGCUUUUUCUAAUUUAAGUUUAAUUUGGGGGUUGGGGAAAUGUAUUGGAGCUUAUCUUGCUGGUCAUUUAACAGAUGUUGAUCAUUUUAGAGAAUAUAAACGUGAUGAACAACCACAGGAGGACUCAAUUUUUAUUAAAUUUCCAUUUGCAUAUACAAAUAUAGUUAUUGCUUUAUUAAUUCUAAAUUUUUGUAUUAUUGGUUGGUUAUUUCUUGAAGAAACUCAUGAUGAAUUAAAAAAUAAAAGAGAUCGAGGAUUAGAAAUUGGUGAUAAAAUAAGGAAAUUACUUGGUUUUGAAGUACCUGAUCGACCAUGGCAAAUGAAAAAGGGGGAAAGUUUUGAAACAUUAAUUGAUGAAAACUCAAUUGACUAUGAAGAUAGUGAAUAUGAAAUGCAACUGAUUUCUUCAAAUGAAUAUGUUCCUAUAAAAAUUGAAGAAGAACCAAAUAUUUUUACAUGGCCAAUAAUUCAUAGAAUAAGUUGUAAUUUUUUCAUUUCUUUUUCAAAUAUCAUUUAUACUGAGUUUUUCCCAAUUUUUUUAGCUAAAACUAUAAGACCAGAAUCUUUAAAAAUUCCAUUUCAUAUGAAAGGUGGGUUUGGGUAUAGUACUGAUUCAACUGGUAAAUUAUUAUCAAUAACUGGAUUAAUUGGAGUAAUUGCAGUUAGUUUAUUAUUCCCCAUUAUUAAUAAAUAUUUUACAAUAUUAACAGCUUUUAGAAUUGGAUUAAUGAUUAUACCAAUUUUGUUUUUUGUUAUACCAUUGAAUUUAUUUACAAUUCCAGAAUAUACUCAUUCAUAUUCUCAUACAUUAACAACAACAUUAUUAUAUUUAAAUGCUGGAUUUUUAUCAUUUUUUGGAUCAAUAAAUAACUCUCAAAUGGUUUUAUUGAUUCAUCGAGCAUCUCCUAGAAAGCAAAGAGCUUUAAUAAAUGGAUAUACAAUUUCAAUAACUGCAUUAUCAAGAUUUAUUGCUCCAUUAAUUUGGGGUUGGGUUAUGUCAAAAUUUGAUUUAAGUGGAACAGGAGGUCUAAGUUGGUGGUUAUUAGCUGGCGAAGGUUUAUUUGUUUUUGGUUUAUCAUUUAUAUUGAAUGAAGAUGAUGAACAAGAUUAA